This is a messenger RNA of Porites evermanni, 381 nucleotides long. NCBI's taxonomy places the organism in Eukaryota, Metazoa, Cnidaria, Anthozoa, Scleractinia, Poritidae. The record is from the annotation of a GenBank genome assembly.
AUGGGACCGACAAAUAAAAUAUUUCUCAAGGAAGUCACCUUAGGACUACGAUUUCUGAUUCUUACCGUGCGAGAUAAUCCUGAGAAGUGGGUUGAAUCUGUUCGAGCGACAAUUUUCCCCGUCAAAUCUACUAAAGAAUCUGAUUCCAAUUCAGCACGGCAAGAAUUUUUAGAUUCCUUUUACGCUUGUGUGGCAAAAGUUCAUGGUGUUGACCCAGAAGAACCAGAAACUGAUUUACGGAAGUUUUAUUUAGAUUGGAAUGAAGAAGUGAAAAGGAAUGUCAAGGAAGAAAAUUUGUUAAUUUUUAAUGUUAAAGAGGGUUGGGAUCCUCUAUGUAAGUUUUUAGGUGUUCCACAGCUAAGCAGCCACUUCCUAAUGUGA